Closterium sp. Yama58-4 is the source of this 357-nucleotide messenger RNA. The record is from the annotation of a GenBank genome assembly. Lineage: Eukaryota; Viridiplantae; Streptophyta; Zygnematophyceae; Desmidiales; Closteriaceae.
AUGCACCUCUCUGAAUCUCUUGGAGGGAGUCAGCAAGUACGGCGUGGGAGACCGCACGCCAGGCUUGCUGUACAACCCAGACGGCACACUCACCAUCUACAUUCAACCCACUUCGCCCGGCCAAUCACUCGAAGUCAACUGGAUCCCCACUGUCAACUCGGUACUACAAGGAGUGCAGUGGUGCUGAGAGCGUACGGCCCCUCACAGCUCAUUCUCAACGGCACAUACCGCCCGCAGCCAGUGCAGCUCUUCCCUCCUGGUCCCACGUGCCAAGGACAGCAGGAGGGAAAUGUUACUCUCACAGCACCAGCAGGGCAGCAGGAGCGCAAUCGCACUCUCAUAAACCCUGUUACUUAG